AUGCUCUCGGCCCUCCUAGCUUCCUCCUCUUCAGAUAGGUGGCUCUGGGGAGGCCUGGGUCUCCUUGAGCGAGCAUUCCUAGAAGACGUGUGCUCUGAGCCCCUCAUCCUGCACCCUGUGUGGAGCGGGCCUCAGCCUGGCUCCGGGCACAGGAUCACAGCCCGCCCACCCCUCAGGUUUCACAAGCCCGGCAGCCCUGGCUCCCCUCAGGGUCUGUCCCUGAGUGAGUCUGCGGCGGGGGCGGGGGUUCGCAGCCUGCCCCUUGGCCGGCCCUGUGGGUCUGCGGGAGCAGGGGCUGAGCCUGGGCGCCCUGUCCUGCAGGCUGUGACGGUUCCGGGUCCCUCGGGCCCACUGAGGAGGAGACGCCCCAUCUCUUUCCUGCCCCGUGUGGCCUUCUUUAAGCCGUGGGAGCCCCCUGCCCAGUGUGACACCUGUCCUCACCCCCAGGCCUGCAUUGACGAGAACCUGGAGGUAGUGCGCUUCCUGGUGGAGCAGGGAGCCACCGUGAACCAGGCAGACAACGAGGGCUGGACACCCCUACACGUGGCCGCCUCCUGUGGCUACCUGGACAUCGCCAGGUACCUCCUGAGCCAUGGGGCCAACAUCGCCGCUGUCAACAGUGACGGGGACCUGGCCCUAGACCUGGCCGAGUCGGACGCCAUGGAGGGGCUGCUGCAGGCGGAGAUCGCCCGCCGAGGUGUGGAUGUGGAGGCAGCCAAGCGGGCGGAGGAGGAGCUGCUGCUUCAUGACACGAGGUGCUGGCUGAAUGGGGGUGCCAUGCCCGAGGCCCGGCACCCGCGCACGGGGGCCUCUGCCCUGCACGUGGCCGCUGCCAAGGGCUACAUCGAGGUGAUGAGGCUGCUGCUGCAGGCCGGCUACGACCCGGAGCUCCGAGAUGGAGACGGCUGGACCCCCCUGCACGCGGCAGCCCACUGGGGCGUGGAGGACGCGUGUCGCCUGCUGGCUGAGCACGGCGGGGGCAUGGACUCGCUGACCCACGCGGGUCAGCGGCCCUGUGACCUGGCGGGUGAAGAGGUGCUGAGCCUGUUGGAGGAGCUGGCACGGAAGCAGGAGGACCUUCGAAGCCAGAAGGAAGCCACCCAGAGCAGAGGCCAGGAGCCCCAGGUGCCGUCCAGCGGCAAGCACAGGCGGAGCUCUGUGUGCCGCCUGAGCAGCCGCGAGAAGAUCUCCCUGCAGGACCUGUCCAAGGAGCGCAGGCCCGGCGGAGCAGGAGGGCCGCCCAUCCGGGACGAGGAGGAAGCGGAAGAGGGCCGUCCUGAGCCGCGCCCUGCAGAACCCAGAGCCCUCAAUGGCGUGUCCUCCCCGCCACUUGCCAGUCCUCAGAGCCCUCUGCUGUCCGCCUCCACUGCUGCCCCCUUUUCUCAGCGCUUUGGCCUCCAGAAGACAGGGAGCUCUGGGGCCUUGGGACCUACAGAGAGGCGGGGUGCCGGGGCAGCCCCAGGCGCUGGGCUGCAGCGCUCAGCCUCCUCAUCCUGGCUGGAAGGGACCUCGGCGCAGGCCAGGGAGCCCCGUCUUGCCAGAAUCCCCCCCACUCUGUCCCGGAAGGCACUGGAGCCCUCUCCCCUGAGGGAGCUGGGGUCCCCAGUGAAGCUAAAUGUCCCCCCAGCCUCCACCCCGGCCCCAGCGGACACCCGUGACCGGCGGAGGUCCUACCAGAUGCCCGUGCGGGAUGAGGAGUCCGAAUCCCAGCGGAAAGCGCGCUCCCGCCUCAUGCGCCAGUCUCGGAGGUCCACACAGGGUGUGACUCUGACAGACCUGAAGGAAGCUGAGAAGGUGGCAGGAAAGUCCACCGAGGCAGAGAAGCAGCCAUCUCUGCGGGGCCUGGACCCUUCCCGGAGGCCCAGAGUCCCUGGAGUGGAGAACUCUGAAGGCCCUGCCCAGAGAGCAGAGGUGCCCGAUGGGCAGGGCCAAGGACCACAGACUGCCAGGGAACCCCGCAAGGUCGGCAGGGAGCGGCGGGGACCUGCGGAGGGCGAGGAGGCAGAGCCUGCAGACCACAGCCCGGAGUGCAGCAGCCCCGUAGAUGCCCUCGCAGCCCGGAGGCCUCGCUCACAGCAGGACCUCCGCCCGGAGCCGGAGCUGCAACCAGAGGAGCCGCACGGGGGCUUCAGGAAGCUGUAUUCGGAGCUGCGCAGGGAGAACGAGCGGCUUCGAGAGGCCCUGACGGAGACCACGCUGCGGCUGGCGCAGCUCAAGGUGGAGCUGGAGCGGGCCACACAGCGGCAGGAACGCUUCGCAGAGAGGCCGGCCCUCCUGGAGCUGGAGAGAUUCGAACGCAGGGCCCUGGAGCGCAAGGCGGCCGAGCUGGAGGAGGAGCUGAAGGCCCUGUCUGACCUCCGCGCUGACAACCAGCGGCUCAAGGAUGAGAACGCAGCGCUGAUCCGAGUCAUCAGCAAGCUGUCCAAGUGACACCGGGGGACUCGCCCACAUCCAUAUUUAUACAGCUGCUUCUGCCACAUGCACCCUUCCCCACGGAACACGAGUGACGGCUCUGGGGAAGCCGCCAAGAAGCCAUAGCCGCCUCUCGGGUCUCCAGGAGGGACCGGGAGGGAAGCACAGGUCCCCUGGGCCUGGGGGCGCUGCCUGAGGCGGACGGAAGGGAGGCUGAGCCAGGUGGGGGAUGUUACUGAGAGGGACCAGGAAGGAGACGAGGCCAGUAGCCAAGGACCAGAGGGGCCGCCCCGGGGUCCCCGCCUCACGUGUGAUGCCACCCCAGCACCUCCCCUCCCGAGCAGGAUUCAGGAACGUGCCAAGAGUCCCGCCGGUGCCCAGGUGGGCCUGUAUAUAGGGUCCAUGUGCAAUAGGAGGGAUGUCUUCUAUUUUUUGCUGCCCCCUCCCUGACUGUUGUGUGAGGAGGGGGAGAAGGUAUUUUCGAGACAAAGCACAGGCACCACAAAUAAAAGUCGUGAUGUUGCCACUCA
Molecule: messenger RNA, 2942 nt
Organism: Fukomys damarensis (Damara mole-rat)
Lineage: Eukaryota; Metazoa; Chordata; Mammalia; Rodentia; Bathyergidae
Gene: Ppp1r12c
Product: protein phosphatase 1 regulatory subunit 12C
Exons: 22
Coding region: 1-2430 (809 amino acids)
Biological process (GO): signal transduction
Cellular component (GO): cytoplasm
Molecular function (GO): enzyme inhibitor activity; phosphatase regulator activity; protein kinase binding
Source: RefSeq, a predicted model, not a curated record